Messenger RNA from Penicillium digitatum Pd1, 1428 nucleotides. Its product is annotated as Transferase. NCBI's taxonomy places the organism in Eukaryota, Fungi, Ascomycota, Eurotiomycetes, Eurotiales, Aspergillaceae. The record is from RefSeq and is a predicted model, not a curated record. Gene Ontology annotation, molecular function: acyltransferase activity, transferring groups other than amino-acyl groups.
AUGGAUCACACUGUGCCCGCUAAGUUGACUAUUGAAGCCAUACUGGUCUACAGAAAGCCUAAAACACUAUCAGAAGCCAACUUCCUCCCGGUUGAACGCUUGAAGGUGGCUGCAUCCCACCUCCUCGACUAUUACCCGCAUUUAACCGGCCGUCUGCAGCAGAAUCCAGCCAGCCAAGCUCCGGAGAUUGGUAGACUGGGUACUGGCGCUGAACUUUGGGAGGCACAGUGCGCGAGAAGACUCGCUAGCAUCGCGCUGUCUGCUCUUUCAGCCCGUGUCUUGGUAUUUAAUCUGCCAGACUCUGGGAAUGCACUUCUUCCAAUUUUUUAUUCAACAACGGGAUCUGUCUCACAAAAUCCCAUCUUUGCCAUCCAACACACCCGGUUCGGCUGUGGAGGGGUCGCACUAGGGAUUCGAGUUCAUCAUCAGGUCUGCGAUGCCACUGGGUUCAUGCAGCUCGUGCGCGAUCUCGCUGAGAUCUACAAACAAUUACGCGAUUCCUCUCCACCAACACUCAUCGCCCCCCCGGAGAUAUACUCACAAUUUCGGGGAACGAACAGCCCAUCGGCCAGCCAGAAGGAGAAAGCCCUUGCGUUCAACCCUUUGAAUUUUUGCCUGGAUCAAAACACCACGGUUAUGCCAGAGACUUCUACACCCUCCUCCGUAUACACUUGUCCUCUGCGUUUCCACGGUUCAGAUUUGAUUUCACUCCAAGGUGCUGCAAGCAACCCCAACGCCCAGGGACAGAGUCCACUCACCAGAUUCGAGCUCGUCUCAGCCUAUCUGUACCAAAAAAUUUACCAAGCCAGAAUUCAAGUUCUACGUGACAAGGGACUCGAACCAGACCCCGACGCGCUGCAGUCACUUCGCGAUUUCUGGACGACUAUGGACAUGCGUGACCCCACCCGUCUGAAGCUCCCCGCACGCUACUUUCCAAACGCCGUGCACUGCCCCUCGACUUCUGCCUCCCACGAAUUGCUCGAAAGGGGUCCGCUCUGGCAGAUUGCACAGAUUAUUCACGAUGCAAUCCACUCUGUUAAUAUGGAGGAAGUCAAAAAGCAGUUUGAAUGGAUAGCCGCACAGCCGAACAAAAGUCACGUCAGGUUCAAAAAGAUGGUUCCAGAUGGUUGCCUUGUCGCGACCCAGUGGAGUAGGGGUAAGACAUACGUUGGGGUUGACUUUGACAUCGCCCCCAAUGGCAAGCGCAUUGCGCCUUCCCUGGUAUCACCAGCUUUUAGCGAAGGUUACCGGGUCGAUGGAUUGGCAAUCAUCUUGUCUACCGAGGAGGAGGUGCCUCGACGUCAGAGCUAUAGAGGUCCUUGGGAUUGUGCCAAUCUUCCGUGUGCUGUUGAUGUCAAUUUGAGUCUGGAUAGGUCUGUAUGGAAUGUUCUUAACAGUGACCUCGACUUCUUGGCUCUUCAUUCUUAA